Molecule: messenger RNA, 459 nt
Organism: Rhizopus microsporus ATCC 52813
Lineage: Eukaryota; Fungi; Mucoromycota; Mucoromycetes; Mucorales; Rhizopodaceae
Exons: 1
Coding region: 1-459 (152 amino acids)
Source: RefSeq, a predicted model, not a curated record
AUGCCGCUUGUAAAGAAGCUUGUAUACGGUUACGCCUUGGAUGAAGUUUUAAAAAACGCUACAAUAUCAGAUAUGCCAGAGAAUUUCAUUACACAAUAUGAUCUCAAUAGUGCACCAAACCUGCAAACAUUUUUAAACGAUGUGAUUCAACUAGUGAGGAAUAGAAUGCCUCAUUUUCCGCUUUCAAGAGAAGUAACCAAAAAUCCGUUCACUGUUUUAGCCAUGAUGAAUCAUAUUCACCAGUUUUAUGAACAGGCGAAUAUACAAUUACAACAGCAUGUACAGCCACAACAACUACCAGAACACCUAGCGCAACCCAUACAGAUAGAACAACCACUGGAACAACUACCAGCUCAAGCAGUGCAGCUAGUCUGUCCACAGGAACAAACAUGGUGGUCACAACAGCCUCGCCUAUUUUCUCUUUUAUCAAAUCUUAAAAAGCUUGUUAUAGCCUUUUAA